AUGUCAGCAAAGCUCUACAGCUGUUUAAUUGUUGCCUAUACGUUUCUUUACUUCUAUGGAACAAAUUUUGUUACUUCUUACCAGGAAUGUGAAGGGAAACAUGAAUGUAUCAAUAAUUCUGAGUGUGUAAAGAUUGAUGCAUCUGGAGAAUCCCAUAAUCUUUGUAUUUGUAAACCCGGCUUUAUUGGUUGGAAUUGUUCAAUCCCUCUAGAUUAUUGUAAUAAGCAUUGUAAACCCCUUAAGAAAGGUAUUUCAUGCCAACAAACACUUUGCAACCAAGGUCAGUUUUUCCUAUACUCCACACUCAUGUUUAAAGGUCAAUGUAUCAAUCUAGAAAGCGAACCUUUUUAUAGAUGUGACUGCGGAGCCUUCUACAAGGGAGAAAAUUGUGAAAUAGAAGAUAAUCCCUGCAGUUCAGAACUCAAUAAUCCCUGUAGUCACGGUGAUUGCGAAUUCGUAAGGGGUACAAAUCAAGUGAACUGCCACUGCCAUCCAGGGUGGACAACUAAUCCAAAUCAGACAACAGUUAAAUAUACGUGGAAUGGCACAGAUGUGUUCAUAUCACCUCCAUGCAUAGAAGAAGUUAAAAGAGGUAUAACUGGAAGCGCCCCCUCACUUGGAUUGAAUGCAAAGGUACUAUGGUAUAUGGUGUUAGUGUUGUCUACAAUAACAUUUCUCUGGUUACUAUCAUCAACACUCUACGAUUGUUUUGGAAGACGAAAUAGACAAGAAGAGUCAUAA
Theileria equi strain WA is the source of this 741-nucleotide messenger RNA. RefSeq lists its product as hypothetical. Gene Ontology annotation, cellular component: protein-containing complex; plasma membrane. Gene Ontology annotation, biological process: heterophilic cell-cell adhesion; establishment or maintenance of epithelial cell apical/basal polarity. The transcript has 3 exons. Bases 1 to 741 code for a protein of 246 amino acids. The record is from RefSeq and is a predicted model, not a curated record. Lineage: Eukaryota; Apicomplexa; Aconoidasida; Piroplasmida; Theileriidae.